CGGUUGUAUGUAUAUUGUAAUAUGUGAGCAAUGGUCGGCAUGCGUCACGGUAUGUGCGCUACUCCGAAUAUAAAGCAGGCUAGUGGUGUCGGGCGGCGGGCGGACACUGCACCGACUCAAGCGCCGGAGUGUAUCGGAGGUGUCGUUGUUGGAACGGCAGAUCAAGCGUGGCCUCCGACUGUUGUGGACCUGCUCGCAGUCGCUCCACAGAGAAAGGAACCGACCCGAGUGCUUCUUGCGACACCCUCGACCGACAAUACCAACAUGAGGAUACUACCCCUAAUCGUAUUAUUCGGCUUGGCAUGGCAAGCGACGGCGCGGCCACAGGAUGACGAGCCGCGCGCUGUCUCCAACAGAGGAGCAAUUCUCAAGCGGGGCUUGGCGGGAAAACAAAAGACCACCACAACUACGCCAGCACCGGAUGAGGCAGAAUACGAAGAUGAGGGCGAUUACCCCGCAGAAGAAGUGCAGGAGCCUUCCACUGAAGCGGCUCCAUCCUCUACAGAAGGCAAGAAGUUAGUAGGAGGACUUCCGAUACGACCUUUCAGAAGCAACACUGACUUGUUAGAAGCACUAAAAAGACGGCGAGCCCAAGCUGUCGGAGCUAAAUCGGGUGGCUCUUCAUCGGUGGCUCAACAACAGACCGAGACCCAAACAGAAGCUCCAGUCAAGGCAAAUUUCAGCAAAAAGCGUUUCAACACUGCGACGCGGGAGACUAAGGCUGAGGAAGCUCCAGCGCCAGCGCCGUCUAAGCCCAGCAGAGGACGCUUUGGAAGACCGGCGUCUCGGUCUGUCCAAGAAGCAGAACCCGAAGAACAGAAUGACACCACUCCUCCAGCGAGGACCGGGAGGACAUUCCGGCGGGGGGGCAACUGAGUCCAAACAUCCCCUCCAUAACCCAUAAUCCCCUCCCUACCACAAUCCGAAUCAGUCCAAACCCCUCCGUUUUAAAUAGAGAUAUUAAUUAUCGAGUUCCAUCAGAUAACUAGCUAGUUCCGAAACAAACUCAUUAUUUACGAAAGUAAACCCAUUAGUUCAGAACAAUUAGAAAUGAUUUUCUUUAUCUACUAUUUGUAAAUUAUGUAUAAGUAAUUUUAAUAAAUAAUUUUAAUUUUUA
Molecule: messenger RNA, 1117 nt
Organism: Maniola jurtina (meadow brown)
Lineage: Eukaryota; Metazoa; Arthropoda; Insecta; Lepidoptera; Nymphalidae
Exons: 6
Coding region: 31-876 (281 amino acids)
Source: RefSeq, a predicted model, not a curated record